Messenger RNA from Aspergillus vadensis CBS 113365, 562 nucleotides. RefSeq lists its product as uncharacterized. NCBI's taxonomy places the organism in Eukaryota, Fungi, Ascomycota, Eurotiomycetes, Eurotiales, Aspergillaceae. Bases 99 to 437 code for a protein of 112 amino acids. The record is from RefSeq and is a predicted model, not a curated record. The transcript has a single exon.
CCUGCAUUAACUUCUUUUGAUAUAUCAUAUUUUUUUUCCACCCAGCUAAGCCAAGACAAGCCAAGGCCAAGAGCCAAGAAAUUGAACAUGCGACCAAAAUGGAGAGGUUCAGGUUCGGUUGGAGAGAGGACAAGAACCCGCCCUGGACGAAUGACAGAAUGGAAAGCUGGUUCCGAUCGGAAGCUUACACAGAAAAGGGAAAGGAAAGAAGAAGAAUACAGAGAGAGAGAGAGGGUUUUCGGGAGUUAUUCUGGAUCCGAUCUCCCCGGUUUGAUCCUGUUUUUCCCCUUCUUCUGUGUUGUUCUUUUUUCUGUGCUAGUUUCGGAUUCAACGCUUACUCUGCCGAGCUCGAAUCAUCUUUGAAAGGGAGGUGGAUAGUAGUAGCUGGGGUUGAUGUCUUUUGUCUACUUCGAGUAAAGUAUGGAUGGGCCUUGUAGAAAGAAAGGAAAUCCGGUAGACGAGCCGGUGGGCGGGCCGGCUGGGGAAAAAAAAAAAUACUAAUGAAUGGAAAGAUUUGCUAAUCGGAUGGAAAGUGUGGUACGCAGAUGGUUCUGGAAAAAGU